CGUCAAAGCAAGGAUGGCAGGGCCAACAAAGGGCAGGCGGCCGAGCCCCCUGAUUGACAGAAAGGACUCCCUCGCCCUGCUGACCAUUCGGACCUACGAGGCCAAGGACGAGGAGUACGUCAAAUCCCUCCUGUUUGCACACGCACGCUCCCAGAUAUGGCCGGCCGUCAAGUUCUUCACCUUCCGCAACAUGCAGGUCACAUAAGAAGCAGGGAGGGAUGGAUGGAUGAUGCUGUGACUUGUCUGUGUGUGUGUUUGUGUGCAGGAGUGGCUGAUUCUGUUUGUGCUGUUCAAGCUCUAUGUGUCCUUUGUGGAACUCCUGAUCAUAUUUGGGCUCUUCGUCAUCUGGCUCUUCAUACGAGCAAAGGUCGCUGACAAAUAAGCACUAUAGCACGCUGCGUCAGGCCCCCUCUCACUCUGUGUGUGAUGCGUUGGCUGCUUCUCUGUCUGUCCUGAGGACAGUGGGAGUUCGAGUCGUACAUCUACACGAGCUGCCACGACCUCGACGACAUUGACAACAUCUACCUCAAAGAAACAGGGUCACACUUCUGGGUAAGGUAAAGGACACAUACAUGGCAUGCCUUCGAUGCUGCAGAGAUGAUAUACCGAUAGAUUUAUUCUGCCCUCUCCGCCGCUCUCAGGUGGCUGAGGUGCCCCUGCCUUCGGCGGCCUCGCACCUCAAGUCCAAGCCCUCACAACACGGUCACAGUGAGGAUGAGGACCGGAUGAUCGUCGGGUGCAUUGCCGUCACGCCCUCGGUCGAGGAGCCACGGCGGGUGGCGCAGGUCAUGCGACUCGUCGUGGCACAACAGUCCAGAAGAAUGAGAGUCGGUACGCACGCAGAACGACCUACCGACCACCCAGCCACGUGGCUUCGAUGUGGUGUGUGUAUGUCGGUUUGUGAUGGCAGGCACAUCGAUGCUAAAGGAGCUGGAGGCCUUUUGUCUGAAGGGCGGCUUUGAGGAGAUCCGGUUCUGGGCCAACAACCUCAGGCCAGAAGCCAUCAGAUUCUGUACUUGAUAGGCACAACACAGACAGACAGACAGACAGUUAGUUGGCUGGAUAUGUGAGUGACUUCCCUGUCUUCCAGAUGAGUCCAAUGGCUACGAGAUCCUGUCCAUCCACCAGCGCAAUCUCAUGCGCGGCGAUCUGGUGCUCCUCAGACGACUCCUCGCCGGGACCAAAAGCGACCUGUCGCCUUCCUUACGACACGCCGAUAGCACAUUCUAGGCGUACCGACGGUUGGUUUCUACCUUUUUUUUCUUUUUGAGAGUGCGGUGCGACACACGUGCAGGGAGGGCAUCGACAGCACGCACAUGUAUGUAUGGAUGGAUGGAUGUACAAUUACUAGGUGGGUCGGAGGCGGCUGCGUUUCUCGCGGGUGUGCUUUUUCGUUUGUCGGGCGGGCGGGCGGGGCAUGGACACACACCUGUAGAUUGAUUGACUGGCUGACUGACUGGAGACGGGCGCUGCCCGUGUGUGGACGCUAGCCAGCCAAUGUGAAAUUGCUGACAGAGAGAUCUUGUCCACCAGUCAAUCA
This is a messenger RNA of Vitrella brassicaformis, 1540 nucleotides long. Lineage: Eukaryota; Vitrellaceae. The record is from the annotation of a GenBank genome assembly.